Molecule: messenger RNA, 957 nt
Organism: Elgaria multicarinata webbii
Lineage: Eukaryota; Metazoa; Chordata; Lepidosauria; Squamata; Anguidae
Product: olfactory receptor 6B9-like
Exons: 1
Coding region: 22-957 (311 amino acids)
Biological process (GO): G protein-coupled receptor signaling pathway
Cellular component (GO): membrane
Molecular function (GO): olfactory receptor activity; odorant binding; G protein-coupled receptor activity
Source: RefSeq, a predicted model, not a curated record
GUGUAUAAUCCAGGAUGUAGGAUGGGGAAAGGGAAUCAAACCAUUAUCACAGAAUUCAUCCUCCUAGGCUUCCCCACCUCCAUGAACUUCCAACUUGUACUCUUCAUCAUUUUCUUACUGAACUACCUUUUGGUAUUGGCGGAGAACCUAAUCAUCAUGAUGGCCAUCUGGAUGAACAGAAACCUACACAAGCCCAUGUACUACUUCCUCUGUAAUUUGUCCUUCCUGGAGGUCUGGUACAUCACUGUCACCAUCCCCAAGAUGCUGUUGGACUUCCUUACUCAGAGCAAGCUUAUCUCCUUUGCUGGAUGCAUGACUCAGCUUUACUUCUUUGUCUCUCUAGCAUGCACUGAGUGUGUACUGCUGGCUGUAAUGGCCUAUGAUCGCUAUGUUGCCAUUUGCUUUCCACUACGUUAUUCAGUCAUUAUGAGCACGAGGCUCUGCUUCCAAUUGGCAGGUGGGUCAUGGAUCAGUGGUUUCACCAUCUCUGUUUUCAAGGUUUCUUUCAUUUCACAAUUAACAUUCUGUGGUUCCAACAUCAUCAACCACUUCUUCUGUGACAUCUCACCUGUGCUUAAUCUGGCCUGCACCGAUAUGUCAGUAGCUGAGCUGGUGGAUUUUGUACUAGCCAUAAUCAUACUGGUCCUUCCUCUCUGUGUGACUGUUCUGUCCUACAUCUACAUCAUCACCACCAUCCUUCACAUUCCUUCAGCCACUGGGCGCAACAAGGCUUUCUCUACCUGUGCCUCACACCUCACAGUUGUAAUAAUUUAUUAUACAGCCAUGAUCUUCAUGUAUGUGAGGCCCAAGGCCAUCACUUCCUAUGACUCCAACAAGCUAAUCUCAGCCAUCUAUGCUGUUCUGACUCCCAUGCUAAAUCCUUUCAUUUACUGCCUCAGGAAUAAAGAGGUCAAGAAGGCUAUUUGGAGAACAAUGGGUGGCAAGAUAAUCAUCUGA